Ogataea philodendri is the source of this 4131-nucleotide messenger RNA. RefSeq lists its product as uncharacterized. Gene Ontology annotation, biological process: L-lysine biosynthetic process. Gene Ontology annotation, molecular function: phosphopantetheine binding; L-aminoadipate-semialdehyde dehydrogenase [NAD(P)+] activity. The record is from RefSeq and is a predicted model, not a curated record. NCBI's taxonomy places the organism in Eukaryota, Fungi, Ascomycota, Pichiomycetes, Pichiales, Pichiaceae. The transcript has a single exon. Bases 1 to 4131 code for a protein of 1376 amino acids.
AUGGAUUACUGGACUACCAAACUUGACAAUCCAACUCUCAAUGUUGUGCCGCUGGACUUUAACCGUCCAACGACUCACAAGAUUGUUGAGUCCAGAUUGUCCGUUCCUUUAAAAUCGACUGCCUCGUUCCAAGACCUUUUGGCUAUCUGGAUGGUUCUUGUCUAUAGACUUACCGGUGAUGACGAUAUUGUGGUGGCCACAAAUACCGAAUCCGGAGACGCCUUUGUGGUGAGAGUGGAUAUUGACCCAAAGAGCUCGUUUGCCUCGUUUUCGAAACUGGUUUCCGAAACGUACUCCAAGGGAUCAGAUAACCUUGUUCCUUUAACGGAGAUUGCACUCAACCUCCAGAAAUCCAAAAAAUUGGACGCUCCUCCUCCAUUGUUCAGACUCUCCUUCCAACACAAGAGCGCAACAGAGCAGCUGUCGUCGUCGAUUGCUGGAUCCGUCAGAGACAUCGCCGUGUUCGUCCAUGAUUCGAACGGAAAGCUCUCGUUGGAGAUCUACUACAAUUCUCUGUUGUACUCGCAACGGAGAAUCGAAAUCAUGGGAGAACAGUUCAACGAGUUUCUCAAAGCCGUCUCGCAAAGUCCAGAUACCCUGAUUUCCCAAGUCUCGCUGCUCACAGAAGCCCAGAAAUCUGUGCUACCAGACCCCACCAUAGAUCUCGACUGGAGUAAUUUCCGCGGUGCCAUUCAGGACAUCUUCAGCGAUAAUGCAGACAAGCAUCCAGACAGAACCUGUGUGGUUGAGACUGCCUCGUUCCUGCAAGAGGGUGCAAAGGAUCGUGUUUUCACGUACAAACAGAUUAAUGAGGCCUCCAACGUUGUCGGUAACUACCUUGUCAAGACAGGAAUUAAGAGAGGCGACGUUGUGAUGAUCUACGCUUAUAGAGGAGUCGACCUUAUGGUUGCAGUUAUGGGUGUUUUGAAAGCAGGCGCAACUUUCUCCGUUAUUGACCCGGCCUAUCCACCAGCCAGACAAACCAUCUACUUGCAGGUUGCGGAUCCUCAAGGUAUCAUUGGUAUCAAGAAAGCCGGCGAGAUCUCCCAGUUGGUGGAGGACUAUAUCUCAGAGAAAUUGAACGUUGUGACCAGGAUCCCAGCGUUGGAGCUCCAGGACGAUGGAACCAUUGUUGGAGGAACUCCUGACGUCUUGCACGACUACCAACAGUACAAGGGCCAAAGAACUGGUGUUGUUGUUGGUCCCGAUUCUAACCCUACUUUGUCGUUCACCUCUGGAUCCGAAGGUAUUCCAAAAGGUGUGCUCGGAAGACACUUCUCUCUGGCAUACUACUUUCCAUGGAUGGCCAAGACUUUCGGUCUAAGCGAGAAAGACAAAUUCACCAUGCUUUCUGGUAUCGCGCACGAUCCUAUCCAAAGAGAUAUGUUCACUCCGUUGUUCUUAGGAGCCACUCUUUUGGUUCCAACAGCUGACGACAUUGGAACUCCUGGUAAGUUGGCAGAAUGGAUGUCCAAGCACGGAGCCACUGUCACUCACUUAACUCCUGCUAUGGGUCAACUGUUGACCGCUCAGGCGGUCACUGAAUUCUCAAGUCUCCACCAUGCCUUCUUUGUUGGUGACAUCCUAACCAAGAGAGACUGUUUGAGAUUGCAAACCCUAGCCAAGAACUGUGCCAUUGUCAACAUGUACGGAACAACGGAGACCCAAAGAGCUGUUUCUUAUUUCGAGGUUGCUUCAAGAGAAACCGAUCCAAGAUUCCUGGCCAACCAAAAAGACGUUAUGCCUGCCGGUAAAGGUAUGUUGAACGUUCAGCUAUUAGUUGUUAAUAGAAACGACAGAACCCAAACCUGUGGUGUUGGUGAGGUUGGUGAGAUUUACGUGAGAGCUGCUGGUCUUGCUGAAGGUUACAGAAAGAACGACGAGCUCAAUAAACAGAAAUUCGUCACCAACUGGUACACUUCCCCAGACAAAUUCAUUGCCAAGGAUAAAGAACUUGACAAGGGUGAGCCAUGGAGAGAGGUUUGGAAGGGCCCAAGAGACAGACUUUACCGUACUGGAGAUCUUGGAAGAUACUUGCCGGACGGAAACUGCGAAUGUUGUGGUCGUGCUGACGAUCAGGUCAAGAUCAGAGGUUUCAGAAUUGAGCUGGGUGAGAUUGACACCCAUAUUUCUCAACAUCCGCUGGUCAGAGAGAAUGUCACCCUUGUGAGAAGAGACAAAAACGAAGAGCCAACUUUAGUUUCUUAUAUUGUUCCAAAGGCAUCUCCAGAACUCGAGAAGUUCAAGAGUUCCUCGAAAGACUUGGAUGAUCUGGAGGACCCAAUUGUCAGAGGUUUGAUUGUGUAUCGUGAGCUGAUCAAGGAUUUGAAGGCCCACUUGAAGAAGAGACUGGCCAAUUAUGCUAUCCCAUCUCUGGUUGUUCCAAUGUCCAAGUUGCCAAUGAACCCUAACGGAAAAGUCGACAAGCCUAAACUUCCUUAUCCAGACACUGCUCAGCUUGCUGCUGUUGCACAAUUGUCAUCCAAGGACGUUGAGGAUGUUGAGUUCACAGAGACAGAGUCCAAGAUCAAGGACGUGUGGCUCUCUGUGCUUCCAAAUAAGCCUGCUACCAUCCAACCGGAUGACUCGUUUUUCGAUUUAGGAGGACAUUCUAUUCUUGCUACACGGAUGAUCUUCGAGCUCAGAAAACAACUUGCUGUGGAGAUCCCUCUGGGAACUAUUUUCAAGCACCCAACCAUCGCCUCCUUUGCUGCUGAGAUCGACAGUCUGAAGAAAGAUGACGAUUUCGAGCUUGCUGACGGUAAGAACAACGCUAUUCCUGAAAAACAGGCGGAGUCUGUGGACUACUAUGAAGAUGCCCAAAAGCUAGCUGCUACCUUGAAACAGUACCCAACCAGAGAAUCUUUGGAUUUCACACAACCAUUGAACGUGUUUGUGACGGGAUGUACUGGAUUCUUGGGAUCGUUCAUCUUGCGUGACUUGUUGAGCAGAAAAACCAAUAUCAAGGUCUGGGCUCACGUUCGUGCAAAAGAUGAAAAGUCUGCUUUGGAGAGACUUGUCAAGACCGGAAAGACUUACGGUAUCUGGAAUGACAAAUGGACUGACAAGAUCCAGAUUGUUCUUGGAGACCUUGCCGAGACUCACUUUGGCAACGAGCAGCAAUGGAAGACACUUGUGACGUCGAUCGACGUGAUUGUGCACAACGGAGCUUUGGUCCACUGGGUGUACCCAUACUCGAAAUUGCGUGACGCCAACGUCAUUUCUGCCGUCAAUGUAAUGGAUCUUUGUGCUGAAGGUAAACCAAAGGUGUACACGUUUGUGUCUUCCACCUCGACCAUCGACGUUCCAUACUACGUCUCUCUUUCUGACAAGCUUGUGGAUGCCGGAGAGGCUGGUAUUUCCGAGGCCGACGACCUCAUGGGUGCUUCCAAAGGCCUGGGAACCGGGUACGGACAGUCCAAGUGGGCUGCCGAGUAUAUUAUCAGAAAGGCCGGUGAAAAGGGUCUCAGAGGUGCUGUCAUCAGACCUGGUUAUGUGCAAGGUUUCUCCAAGACUGGUGCUGCCAACACGGACGAUUUCUUGCUCCGUAUGUUGAAGGGCUGUGUUGAGAUUGGCGAGUACCCGGACAUCUCCAACAGCGUCAACACUGUGCCUGUGGACCACGUUGCCCGUGUUGUUGUUGCUGCUGCUCUGCAUCCUCCUUCUGCUGCCACGCUUCCUGUUGUUCACGUGACCGGCCAUCCACGUAUCAGAUUUAACGAAAUGCUGGCUGCUCUGCACAAGUUUGGCUACAACGUUCAGCGUGCAGACUACCUGCAAUGGACCAAGUCUUUGGAACGAUACGUUGUUGACGAAGGCAAGGACAACGCGCUGUAUCCAUUGCUGCACUUUGUGCUGGAUAACCUGCCACAAGACACUAAAGCUCCAGAAUUGUGCGAUAAGAACGCAGUGGAGAGUCUUGUUGCUGACUCCAAGUACACUGGUGAGGACACCUCUGUUGGAGCCGGUGUGACUCUGGACAUUUUGGCCCGGUACGUGAGCUACCUUGUCAAGAUCGGAUUCCUGCCUGCCCCUAAAACCGGUGAGAUCACUCUGCCCGAUGUGGAAAUCUCUCAUGAGACAUUAGAAUUGAUUAAAGCUGGUUCUGGAGCCAGAACCAGUGCAAACUAA